AUGUCUGAGGCUACCUUCCACACCACUCGCCAGGACCUUCGCAAGCCGGAAUCCAAGGUUUCCCGGUCUCAUCAUGGCAAGACCCCUGCCGACUCGGAUGUCUCAAAGAUGAAGUCAAUCAUCGACCAGAACACCGACAAGCCCGCAGAAAUCGAGAAUGCCAAAGCCAACUUGCCCUUGCCUAACCAGCCCCCAACGGCCAGUGACUGGAACUCUCUUGACCAGCGUACCACCGCUGUUGGCUCCGGCCGCUUCGAGCUCCCCCCUGAUAACAGUGGUCUCCGUGAGGGCGCCACUGCUGGUAGCAGUGCCCGCGUUGAUGGUCAGGAGCUCCACCAGUCCACUGCCCCUGGCAACAAGCUUGGCCGCCAGGGUGUUGAGGGACUUGACCACCUCCCCUCUGACGCUACGUCCCGUUAA
Molecule: messenger RNA, 420 nt
Organism: Penicillium arizonense
Lineage: Eukaryota; Fungi; Ascomycota; Eurotiomycetes; Eurotiales; Aspergillaceae
Exons: 2
Coding region: 1-420 (139 amino acids)
Source: RefSeq, a predicted model, not a curated record